AACAUUGAUUUCUUAUCGGUUACUGCAUCUUCCUCUGAAUCUCUCUCUGCCUUUCUCGCUCGCUCGCUCGGUUUUGGGAUCUCGCUGCGCUCGCAAGUUUAGAAUUUCAUUUUCGUUAAUUUUUCCUAUUUUUAGAGACAUUUGCCUUGUUCUCCUCUCCUUUGUAUUGGAAGGAAAGGAUAUCAUUUGUCUUACCCUGCAAUUAAAAGAGCGAUUUUUGAGUGGUUGGUUCGGGAGUUACCCAGAGAUUGUCUUCGCCGGCCAUUCUUCAUUGGAGAAGGAAGAAAAAGCCUAAAAGUUUUAUUCUUUUGUCAAUAUUUUUGUCAAAAAGGGUUUUUUUUUUUGGUGUUUGUGUGGCUGAUUAUUCUAGAUUUUCUUUUGGGUUCUUCUCCGUCAUCUCAUCUGUUACCUUUUUUUAAUUCCCAGGACUGCGUCAAAUUCACUUAUUUUAUUGUCUUUUCGUUUCCUUCGGCAACUGCAGCUAUUGAUUUGAAUUCAAACUAAUAUUAAUUAAUCUAACCAUCUUUGCUCCUUUCGAAGAGAGAACGCCUUCAAGUAUCUCCUGUGUUUUUCUUCUGUUAUUCUCCUCUUUUAUCCCUUAAAUUUGAUCUCUUUGUUGGACGCCAUGAAGCUCUCCGGAUUUUUGAUAUGUCUCUCUCUUAUCGGGCUGUAUUUUUCUAUGGCCGAAGGUGUUAUUGGGGUUAAUUGGGGGACUAUGGCGAUUCGUCCUUUGCCACCGAAGAUUGUUGUUCAGAUGUUGUUGGAUAAUGGAAUUAAGAAAGUUAAGCUUUUUGAUGCGGAUGAAAACACCAUGAAAGCGCUUGCUGGGAGUAAUAUUGAGGUCAUGAUAGCUAUUCCAAACAAUAUGCUUGCAAUUAUGAACGAUUAUGAUUCUGCAAAGCAAUGGGUUGAUAGAAACGUUUCUCGGUAUAUGUUUGAAGGAGGAGUAAAUAUCAAAUAUGUUGCUGUUGGCAACGAGCCUUUCCUUGCCGCCUAUAAUGGUUCAUUCAUUAAUACCACUUUCCCUGCACUCCAAAACAUUCAGAAUGCCAUUAAUGAAGCUGGCUUUGGACCCACAAUCAAGGCGACCGUUCCCCUCAAUGCGGAUGUCUACAACUCCCCAGCAUCCAACCCAGUCCCUUCCGCAGGCAGGUUUCGAGCUGAUAUCAGUGACAUCAUGGACCAAAUGGUUCAUUUCUUCAAGCAGAACAAUGCUUCAUUUACUGUAAAUAUAUAUCCUUUCUUGAGCUUGUAUGCUAAUAAGGACUUCCCCUUCGAUUACGCCUUCUUUGACGGCACCAGCAAACCUAUAGUUGACAAUGGAAUACAGUACACCAAUGUGUUUGAUGCCAAUUUUGAUACCCUCGUCUCAGCUUUAAAGGCAGCUGGAGUGCCUGAUUUACCAAUCAUAAUUGGAGAGGUUGGAUGGCCUACUGAUGGUGACAUAAAUGGCAAUGUUGGAUAUGCAGAAAGGUUCUACAAUGGUCUUCUUCCACGUUUAGCUCGCAAGCAAGGGACACCGCUGCGACCAAAUGUAGAUAUAGAUGUUUUUCUUUUCGGUCUUAUUGAUGAAGAUGCAAAGAGCAUAGAUCCAGGAAAUUUUGAGAGGCAUUGGGGGAUCUUUCACUACGACGGGCAGCCGAAAUUCCCCAUGGAUCUUUCGGGACAACAGCCGCCGAGCAACUUGCUAGUGGCAGCAAAGAAUGUCAAGUACUUGCCACAGAAGUGGUGUGUGUUAAAUGCUAAAGCAAAUAACUUGGAUAAGCUUCCUGAUAACAUAAACUUUGCAUGCACUUUCUCAGACUGCACUGCACUUGGCUAUGGAUCCUCCUGCAAUGGUUUGGAUACUAAUGGGAAUGCUUCUUAUGCAUUCAAUAUGUACUUUCAGGCACAAGGACAGAAUGAAUUGAGCUGUGGAUUCCAAGGGCUUGGCAUGGUGACUACUCAGAAUCAGUCUACUGAUAAGUGCAGUUUCAUUAUUCAGAUCGAUUCUCCGGCGAGUUAUUGUGCUUCUGCGAAGCUGUUGUUUGUGAUGCUUUCGUUUAUUUUACUUGUUGUGCUCAUGUUUUAGAUGAUUGGAGUUGUUUUUUGUUUCCAAUUAUUUGAUGGUGGUUAUAUUAUGUUAUGUUGUGUAUACACUAGUUUGCUGAUGUAGCUUAGUGAUAUUCAUCAAUUAUUUAUGUACUUAAGAGGAACUGAGCUGUUUAGAAUUUUUUUUGUGAAAGGCCAUUGUUCAAGUUA
Molecule: messenger RNA, 2241 nt
Organism: Dendrobium catenatum
Lineage: Eukaryota; Viridiplantae; Streptophyta; Magnoliopsida; Asparagales; Orchidaceae
Product: glucan endo-1,3-beta-glucosidase 8
Exons: 2
Coding region: 626-2071 (481 amino acids)
Biological process (GO): carbohydrate metabolic process
Cellular component (GO): plasma membrane
Molecular function (GO): hydrolase activity, hydrolyzing O-glycosyl compounds
Source: RefSeq, a predicted model, not a curated record